AUUUUCCCUCCAUUUCUGGGCCCGCCAGCCACUAUGUUCCGAGAUGCUCCAUCGCACAGCGACAUCGGCCGUUCGUCCUGCGAAGCUCUUUUCACGUUACCUCACGAAUCACCGCUCGCUUCCGCAGGCCUUUCCCUCUAAUCUCGCUGCGACCUAUGUAACCCGCUGCGAGCGCGUGAAUCUAGGAGGUGUCGAAUCCGGGAGGGUCGAUCUCGGAAGGCUCGCAAUGCUUCACGCCAGCGUACCUUCCGAUGCAAUCUCCUGCCGUCCGUUACGCGGGCUGGAUCACACACCACUCGCUGUCGCGAAACCUCACCAGGGUCAAGGACGCCACGUGGCAGACCUGCACCCGUUCCGCCCUCGCUUAGUAUCCACGUCAGCGACUACAACCCUAGUCCUACCUUUCGGCCGUCGGGCUUCCCGGAAUCUCGUCCCAGCCGUUCCCGUCGUGAUCCCAGGGUUCUCAGCCUUAGGUCCUGGUACUUCGUCCUCACUUGCUGGCCUUUCCAUUUCCGUCCGAGGUCUCUUAACCUCGGGAUUCCCUCCCCUCUCGAAGGCUCGCCGCGAUGAGCGGAGGCUGGGGUACGCGCCAGGACGGGGAGCAUGGGGGGUCCGCGCACAGGGCAUUGCGGGGGAAGCGGGGAGUAGUCAAGCAGGGAUGAUUGAGGUGGAGGCGGAGGCGGAGGCGGAGGGGGGAGAGGGGGAUGGGGGAGCGGAAGGGGAGAAAGCGGAGCAGCUACAGUACGUGCCGCUGCACACGCACAGCGACUUCAGCCUGUUAGAUGGAGCGAGUCAGUUGAAGGGGCUGGUGGCGCGAGCCAGGGAGCUCAACAUGCCCGGCAUUGCGCUCACGGACCAUGGCGUGAUGUACGGCGCGCUGCAGCUGGUGCGGCUGUGCGAGGCGGAGGGAUUAAAGCCCAUCAUCGGCAACGAGAUGUACCUCGUGGAUGCCGAGGGGGCGCCUGAGAAGUUGCAGGAGGUGGUGCGGGAGUUGAGGGAGGCGAGGGAGGCGACGGGGGAGGGAUGUACGGCGGUAGGGGAGGAGGGUGUGCAGGGCGAGGUGGAGGCGGGUGGGAGUGGAGGAGGAGAGGUGAUGCUGGAGGGAGAGGGGGAGGUUGGUGCUGCGAAGGGGAGUAAUGAUGGGAGGGGGGGAGUGGAGCAAGUGGCAGGGGGGGAGGUGAACGAGGGGCAGGUUGGAGAGGAGCAGGCAGCGGAGGCGGGGGGGACAGGCAAGACGGCCAAAGCGCCCCAACCCACAAGGUACCACCUGACUGUUCUGGCCAAGGACAUGCAGGGGUAUCACAACCUGGUGCAGCUCACGUCCUUGUCACAUGUCCAUGGCAUGGUGGGCAAUGGUGCAAGAGGACGUCCAUGCAUCACGAGGGAACUGCUGGCGCAUCACAAAGAGGGGCUCAUCGUGCUCAGUGGAUGCAUGUCAGGGGAGGUGCCUCGUGCCAUCAUGGCUGAUCGCAUGGAUGUCGCUCGAAGCACCGUUGACUGGUACCGGUCCGUGUUCGGGGACGACUACUACCUGGAGGUGAUGGACCAUGGGCGCAUUGACGCUGCCAGUGGGUUCGACGUCAAUGCCAAGAUCAACCACGCGCUGCUGCAGCUGUCGCGGGACACGGGCAUUCCCCUAGUGGCCACCAAUGACUCUCACUUCACCCGGGCUGCAGACCACAGGGCGCACCAAACGCUAGUCUCAGUCAAGGCCGGAAAGAAUCUCGUCAAGGCAUACACGGGUCAGGAAUAUGUGAAGUCGCCGGAGGAAAUGCUACAUAGCCUGGAACGGACCCUUCCGGAGGAGCACGCCCUGGAAGCCCUUCAGAACUCAUUGCGCAUCGCUGAUAAGGUCGCCUCCUACUCCUCGCAGCUCUUCUCCUCUAAGCCCAAGCUGCCCACCUUUGAUGUGCCGCCCGGCCACACUGACGCAUCCUGGCUCGAGAGUGAGGCGCGGAGGGGCUUGCAGGCAGUGCUGGGGGUGCAGUCAUUGGAGGCGGUGCCCCAGCAGUACAGGGAGCGGCUGGACCUGGAGCUUCGAGUCAUCUGCAACUACGGCCUCUCGGCCUACUUUCUAAUCGUAUCGGACAUUAUCCAGUUUGCUCGCAAGAAUGACAUUCCCGUGGGUCCAGGCAGAGGCUCAGCAGCGGGGUCUUUGGUUGCAUACGCCCUCGAGAUCAUCUCCAUCGACCCCAUCGAACACGGGCUGUAUUUUGAACGCUUUUUGAAUGAGGAGCGACUUGCCCCUCCUGAUAUUGACUCUGACUUCUGCCCCCUCGGGCGAGAUAAGAUCCUGGCAUACAUAGCAGAGAAGUAUGGCGCGCACCGGGUGGCGCAGAUAGCCACGUUCAACCGCAUGGGGUCGCGGGCUGUGCUCAAGGACGUGGGGCGCGACAUGGCCAUUCCUCUCAGCACCAUGGGGGAACUCACCAAGCUGGUGCCUGUGGAGAGGGGUAAGGCGGUAUCCCUGUCGACCCUUAUGGCUGAAGACACCCCUUUCCGGAGACGGGUGGAGGAGGAUGAGAGGCUCGUGCAGUGCGUGGAACUGGGUCAGCUCUUAGAGGGUACAAACCGCUCCUUCGGGGUGCAUGCAGCAGGGAUCAUCAUCUCACCAGAGUGCUUCCCUCUCUCCCAGGUCGUUCCAGUGCAGCACGCCCCUGGCAACCCGUCCGCCUUGGUCAGCCAAUACGCCAUGGACGACGUCGAGCGGCUGGGCCUGCUCAAGUUUGACAUCCUGGGGCUCCGCAAUCUCACCACCGCUCACCUCGCCCGCCACCUAGCGCAGCGCACCUACGGGGUCUCGCUCCCAGUGAUUGAGAAGCUCCCAGUGGCCAACCGGGCGGCGUUUGACCUGCUUUCGGGCGGCGACGUGGACGGCGUGUUUCAGCUGGAGGCGUCCCCGGGGAUGAAGAAGGUGGUGCGCGCACUCAAGCCGUCGUGCCUCGCAGAUAUAUUUGCCAUCGUGGCGCUCUACCGCCCCGGCCCCUUGGAUGCAGGCCUGGUGGACCGUUACAUCAACAGGAAGCACGGGCGUGAGCCUGUCUCCUUCCAAACCCCUGCAUUAGAACCCAUUUUGAAGGAGACAUACGGCGUGCUGCUGUACCAGGAGCAGAUCAUGCGCAUGGCGCGGGACCUGGCAGGGUACUCGCUGGGGCAGGCGGACAUGCUGAGGCGCGCCAUGGGGAAGAAGAAGCACGACGAGAUGGUGGCCCACCACGAGAGAUUUGUGGAGGGGGCUGUGGAGCGGGGCGUGGAACGAGCAGUGGCGGAAGAUUUGUUCGAACAGAUGGUGAGUUUUUCGCAGUACUGUUUCAACAAGUCGCACAGCGCGGCAUACGGCUACCUCACUUAUGUCACAGCGUUCCUCAAGGCCAAUUACCCGCUGCCCUACAUGGCGGCGCUGCUCUCCACCUCCAUGGCCGAACCCCCCACGCUCAGACGCUACGUCAACUCCUGCCGCGCUGCCAAAAUCCACAUCCUUCCCCCGUCCGUCAACGCCUCGAGUUAUGACUUCUCUGUGGAGCUGCUUAAAACGGGGAUAGAGGGUGCAGAGGUGGAAGGGGUGGAGGAGGGGGGUGGGCAGGUGUCGCCGUCACAGCCUGCCACGUCAGCUGCUGAUGGUGGGAUCCGGUUCGGGCUGGCUGGCAUUCGUGACGUCAGUCGGGUGGCGGCGGAGGAGAUUCUUGAGAAGCAGGCGGCGGGCGGCAGUUUUGUCUCUAUCCAGGACCUGGUUGACCGCGUUGACCUGGGCAUGUGGAAGCGACCCAUCAUGCACGCCCUCGCACACUCUGGGGCACUGGACUGCCUGGUGCUGGGGGAAGGCCAGGGGGGAGAAGAGGGAGGAGGUGGAGGAAGGGGUGAGGGCGAGGGGGUGAGGGGGGAGGAGGGAGAGGGGGAGGGGGUGAUAGGAGAAGGAGGAGAGGUAGAGGGGGUGAGAGGGGGAGGGAGAGCCACGGGGGAGGAGGUGUAUGUGGAUAGGAAGGGGCUGGCGGACCUGCUGGAAGGGAUAGUGAAGGGGAGGAAGGAGCGGAUCAAAGAGGAGCAGAAGGCAGUGGCGAGGCGGGAGAGGGAACUGGUUAUGGAGCAGAAGAGACUUGAGAGGGAGCGGGAGAAGGCGCUUAAGGAAUUGCAGAGGCAGCAGGAGAGGCGGGCUCGGGAGGAGAAGAAGGAGCGGGAGAGAGUGGAGCGGGAGCGGAAGAGAGAGCAGCUGAGGGUUGAGAGGGAGCAGAAGAAAUUGCUGCAGGGGAGAGGGCGAACAGGCCAGCAGCAGGCUGCCCUUGUGGCGGAUACCCCCCUUGUGGCUGACAGUGGUAGCAGCAGCGAGAGCAGCAGUAGCACCGAUGGCAUUGACAGCAACAGCAUCAGCGGCAGCAGCAGCAGUGAAGCGAGCAACAGCAGCCCCCCCACUCCCACUAGCGCCACUUGUUCCUCCUCAGAUGCAGCACUGCCCACCGCGGACGCCGCUGCUGCUAAAAUCUCCAUUGCUGCACCAACCAACGCUGCUGCUGACGUCUCUGUGCCACCAAGCGAUGCUGGCAACGGUGCAGUGGCAUCCAACGCUGCUGCUGACGUUGCAGACACCAGCCUUCCUCCGCCUCCUGCCAUCCCCCCAUCCAUCACCUCUCCACCCACCACCACCACCACCACCACCACCAUCCCCGCACCCAUAACAGAACCACCCCCUCCCCUCCCCCCGUCCGUGGCAGAGGCGCUCAUCCUGAGGCGGCCCCUGCAGGAGGAGGAGCUGGCGGAGCGCCUGGCGGAGGAGAAGGCGCUGCUGGGCUUCUACGUCACGCAGCACCCCGUGCACUCCCUCCUCCCCCUGCUGCCCCAAUGGCUCUCCGUCACCCCCCUCGCCUCCUGCGCCCACGUCGGCUUAACCAGGGCCCUGGCGGACAGUGCUGCUGCUGCUGCUGGUGGCGGCGGCAGGAAGGGUAAGGGCGGACGCGGUGGCAGGAGCAGCAGCAGCGGCCCGUUGGUGCUGGUGCUGGCGAUGGUGGAGGCAGUAACGUUACGGACUACUAAGAAGUCGAACCAGCAGAUGGCCACCCUACAGCUGGAUGACGGCACGGGGCAGGUCGAUGCGGUGGUGUUCCCGGACGUGCUUUCGAGGUACGGCCCGAGCCUGAGCAAAGGCGCUUUGGUGUUUGCGUGGUGCAAUGUAGAUGUAGAGCUAGAGGAUGCGACUGCUGCUGCUGGCAGCGGGGAGAGCAGCAGUGACACCAGCAGCGGUGACAGCAGCAGAGGCGAGGGGCCAGCAGAUGCUGUUGCUUCAAGACAAUCAGCAGCAGCAGCAGCAGAAGCCCAGGAUGACACCUCCCCAGGACACACCUCCCCCCUCACCGCCCCCGCUCUCAGCCGGGUGCAGCUGAUACUGCAAGCUGCGGCCCCUGCCAGCAUGGCACAAUUUGUGCGCGUCGAUUUCGCAACAGAGGAUACCCGAGACCCCGAGUGGAUCAACGACCUCAAGUCGGCAGUUCUGGGUGUGCGGCGCGACGAGAACAACAGAUAUACUGCUCGAUUGCUCCAGCGGGACCUUCAGCAGGAUGUGGACCCGGGGGUGCAGUACUGGGGGCGGAAGCGGAGGGAGAAUGCACCUGGGCCUGUGCCUGUGGCGGUGCGCAUGUGGGAGUCAAAGGCAGAUAUGCCUAGGGAGCUCGUUGCAAAGAAAGGGUCGACUCCGUAUGGGCAGUGGCCGGAUGAAGGAUGGGGGAGUACUGGCUGGGGUACAGGGGGGGGCAAAGGAGAGAGACAUGGGAGUGGUGGAAGUGGUGGUAGUGGUGGGGGUGUGGGGGUGGCGGGGGGCUGGACGGGAAGAGGAUGAGCAAGGAGCACAUCCUCCCAAGGCCUCUUGUGUGUCUUGCUGAUGUUUUCAAUGUGGAGGACGCGGAGAGAGCGGUGGAGGAGCUGGGGCAUGCGGGGUACAGGGCGCGGGCGGUGCCGAUUCUCUUGCAUGGGAGCAAGGAGAAGAGGCGGCAAGAAGGCGUGUGGGGGUAUGAUGAGCACUGGCUGACUCGGGCAUCGUCCAUGUGAGAAUGGGUGCAUGUGAGAGCGUUAGCUCUGCACACGAACAUGGUUGAUCAAUGCGAUUGAGGUCAACAAUGUUGAAGUAUACUCCAGUAAACAAUGUGCUCAAUAGUUGGAGGUUACGUAUGGUAAGAGAAGGGGCACUUUGUACCCACCUUGAUUGAAGAUGUGAAGGAGUGUGAACCUCUUGUUUUUCGAUAGCAAAAAAGAUAUGUUAUGUUG
Messenger RNA from Closterium sp. NIES-67, 6249 nucleotides. The record is from the annotation of a GenBank genome assembly. NCBI's taxonomy places the organism in Eukaryota, Viridiplantae, Streptophyta, Zygnematophyceae, Desmidiales, Closteriaceae.